AUGGCCUUUGACAUGCAAAUGGGGUCAACGUCUAAGAGACCCAUCACGAAGUUGCAAAAUAAGGAAGAACUUGAGUCAGUUUUAAGGAAAAGCAAAAAGGAAAAGAAGAAGAGGAGAUUGGUGAAAGAUGGAAAGGUUUUUCAUGAGAAGGCAGUGCCUCCUGAACUAGUCGUGAAUGUUGAUGAUGAGUCCAAAAGGGAAUCAAAGGAGUUGAGAAAGGUUGAGGGUGACAAAUCUGGUAGAAAAGAGAGGGAGAAAGUAGUUGAGCAUUCCUGUGAAAACGAGGCUGAGGAGUUUGUUGAGAAGAUCUCCAGAAAAUCUAUAGACAAAGGAAAGAGUGUAAGAAAAUCAGUGAAGCGAAAGGCAGGUGAUAGUGAGUAA
Molecule: messenger RNA, 381 nt
Organism: Nicotiana tabacum (common tobacco)
Lineage: Eukaryota; Viridiplantae; Streptophyta; Magnoliopsida; Solanales; Solanaceae
Source: RefSeq, a predicted model, not a curated record